AUGAAACACACGAGAACAAUACAGCAGCAGGACAUCCAGCAGCAGCACAACACCCAGCAGCAACAGCAGGACAUCCAGCAGCAGCACAACACCCAGCAGCAGCAGCAGGACAUCCAGCAGCAGCAGCACAACAUCCAGCAGCACAACAUCCAGCAGCACAACAUACAGCAGCACAGCAUCCAGAAGCAGCAGCACAGCAUCCAACAGCAACAGGACACACAACAACGGCAACGACAAAUUCAACUAAAUCAGCAAGUACAACAACGUCAUCAACAUCAACAACAACGACACAACCUGCUCGGACAUCAAAAUAUAUACCCGACAAUUCACGCAUUACACAUAGAGCCACCUUGAUAGAACCCUUACCAGAGUGGACCAUGUCUUUGACAGGUUGCCCAUUCUGUCUGUUGGGCGCACAGGAUAAUCUUAACGCUCAUGAAUGCACUGUGCCAACAGGGGUGCCACGCUUUUUGUAUGCGCAGCGAUGACACUACUGAAGGUUCUGGCUAUACAGGUAUGAGUUAGCGUUGUCUACCAGGGCCGUAUGACGUACAGACUAGAAAAACUCGACUAGCUUUCGCCAAAUUAAAAGAUUCGAUCCCAAUGAAAGUAAUAGUAGAGAAGCGCCGUAAGUUAUUC
Sphaeroforma arctica JP610 is the source of this 639-nucleotide messenger RNA. RefSeq lists its product as hypothetical. Lineage: Eukaryota; Ichthyosporea; Ichthyophonida. The transcript has a single exon. The record is from RefSeq and is a predicted model, not a curated record. Bases 1 to 354 code for a protein of 117 amino acids.